Petromyzon marinus (sea lamprey) is the source of this 6654-nucleotide messenger RNA. Its product is annotated as AMMECR1-like protein. Gene Ontology annotation, cellular component: nucleus. The record is from RefSeq and is a predicted model, not a curated record. NCBI's taxonomy places the organism in Eukaryota, Metazoa, Chordata, Hyperoartia, Petromyzontiformes, Petromyzontidae.
UAUUGUUUCCCUUCAACGUGACUUUACCGAAAGAGCUAAGAAUAAUUAUUUUGGCUGCUACUCGACAUUACCACGCGAUGAGACCCCACUUGGUUAAGCCUUCAUUUGUGACUGCCAGGUCGCUUCUGGGAAACAGAGAACUCCCUAGCCCUCACGUGGGUCACGAUACAAUUAGUAAAACAUUAUAGCAGUGGAGUGACCUAUGGCUGACGAUGAUUCUUAUUCAUUUGGACCUGUCCGUCCUUACAGCCAGCAAGUUUGUUUUAUUACAGUGCAGUACAAUACUUGCACUACAGUAUACCACUGUACCACGAUAUAAUACUGUCCUACAGUAUGCUACUGUACAACACUGUACCACAGUAUACUGUACAAGUGUUAUACUGUACUACAGUAUAGUACGGUCGGCGUUUGUGCCGGCGUGACGUCAUCACGCACGAGCCCAGCGGUGACGGCGGUGACGUCAUCGCGCAAGCCGUGCGCGGUGACGUCACGACCACGCACGCGCACUUUUGGCCGCGCGCCAGGCAGGAAUCCAGCCAGGAAACAUUUUUGGUUUUUCUUCCGAUAUGCUAUUAAGUACGACGGACUGUAACGCCUUGGUCAAUCCACCGCUGGACGAAGGCCACAAAAGGCUAAUUCACUGCAAACCAUCAGACUAAAGGACUCUAUACAGCGGUGGAUUGACCACGGCUGAUGAUUGUUACACAAUCUACCUCCCCCCUCACCCCUUUGUCAGCCCACUGCUGAAGGCCUCAAAAGACAUUCACGAAAACCUGAGGCCUCCCAUCCAGCAGUGGAUUGACCACGGCUGAUGUUGAGUGUCGUGAAGGGGGUCGGCGUGGCUCGUCAGCUGUUCUCGUCCGGGGCCCCCUCCCCUCCUCCAUUAACGAUUUACGAAGACCAAUCGCCCUCGGGGCACUUUUAACGCGGCGCGUUGUUCUCGUGUCCCGUCGCGAGUGUGCCCCCAGGGCGUUUGUGAACCCCACCUCGUGUCAGGUGUUUACAACGCAGCGAGCGGGCAAGCCGAGACGUUGGCCAAUCACGUGGCAGCAUUAUAAUAAAAAUACGAUAAAAUUACGUUCUUUACUUAAAUCAUCUAUUAUUUGUUUCACAUUGAUAUACAUUUCAUUACAGACGCAGUGCUGUUGGUGAACGCCGGCGUGAGAUUGGUUUUCGCUGCAUAAUUUGAGUCAAUUCUUCACAUUGACCUGGAGAACCAUGGGCAAGAGACGCUGCCUUGCAGAACCAGACGCUAACAUGGCGGCGGGUUGCUGCGGGGUCAAAAAGCAGCGCUUGGCCGCCGCGGCUGCCGCCGCCACCUCCUCCUCCACCACCACCUCCUCCUCGUCCACCUCGUCCACAUCCGCUACCGCCUCCUCUACCACAUCAUCAUCAUCGACCUCGUCAUCCUCGGCGGCGGCUGCUGCAGCGGCGGCGGCGGCAGCGUCGUCAGGCGGAGCCGGCUCACACAAUGGCCACGUGGACGGGCUAGACAGAGGAGGUGGAAGUGGAGGAGGAGGCGGCUUAAGUGUUGGUUUGGGGGGAGGAGGAGGUGGUGGUGGUGGACGAGGAGGCCGGGAGGCGAUGGCUGGGACCGGCUCGAGAACGAUGAUGGUGAACGGAGCGGCGGGUGGGCAACGCGGAGCGGCGGCGGUGGCGUCUCCUGAGAUGUGCUGCUUCUGUUUCGACGUUUUGAGCGCGCACCUCCACGGAUUCCAGCCGCCCAGGAACCCGCGGUUCACCAACGACCCCUACCCGCUGUUUGUGACGUGGAAGAUCGGACGAGACAAACGCCUGCGUGGUUGCAUCGGCACUUUCUCAGCCAUGAAUCUGCACUCAGGACUCAGGGAAUACACCCUAACCAGUGCCCUUAAGGACAGUCGCUUUCCAGCCAUGACGCGGGAGGAGCUUCCGCGGCUGUUCUGCUCCGUGUCGCUUCUCACCAACUUUGAGGAAGCGGAUGACUACCUCGACUGGGAGGUGGGCGUGCACGGCAUCCGGAUAGAGUUCUGCAACGAGAAGGGCGUCAAGCGAACGGCCACCUACCUGCCCGAGGUGGCCAAGGAGCAAGGAUGGGACCAGAUUCAGACGAUUGAUUCGCUGCUACGUAAGGGUGGCUACAAGGCACCCAUUUCUACUGACUUCAGGAAGACCAUCAAACUGACCAGAUACCGCAGUGAGAAGGUAACGGUGAGCUACUCGGACUACCUGUCCUCGCGACACCAGACCGUGCACAACGGCGUCACCUACCCAGCCGGCCCCCACUACGCGCACUACUCCUGACGGCGCGCCCCCCGCGGGCCCCCGCCCCCGCCGCCGCUAGGCCGACCUCGCACCAUCCGGGACCAAGUGGCCCCCCGCGGGGGGGGCUCCGCGCGACGCGAGGGCGAGCCCCCCCGGCUGCCCCCCGCGGAACACUCGUGAGGGCGUUCGCGUCCGGAAGGCGGUCGCGCCGGUGGUCCGGUGCGCUCGCCACGGCUCCCACCCCUCCCUCCCUCCCCCCUCCCCCAUUACAACCCCUGACCUCGUGGUCAAGCCCAGUUAUGUUUUAAAAGCUUUGGCGGUUGUUUGCUCGCGCCAGCAUGACCUGGAAAGCGGGGGUUAUUACUUUUUUAUGUUAUUAUUAUUAUGGUUCUUUUAAAUGAAAUGGCUUUUAUGUUACUCCAGAGUAGGCAAGUAACGAUUUGGUGGGUUCUCGCAGUUUGGCAUCGCUUAUCUGAUUGAGCAAUCGUUUUUUUUUUCUUCCAACUAACAAUAGCAGUGAUCUAUCCACUGCUUUAUUUGUACUGCAUCUACUGUCCCACCUGUCCCGCUGCCUUGCACGCACACUCUUUUGCUCGCAACGUCCAUCUCAUUUGUACCGUCUGCCUUGCUUUUUUUUUAUCAUCUUUGUACUCUCUCGUUCGCCGCGUUGGCCUAAACGUGACGUCGCCGUACAAUUUCCGCGCAACGAUUUUUCGCAAAUCACAAAAGCGAGUGGACUUCUCCCCGCCGCUUGCACGGUUUCCAUUCGUGCAUCGUGAGCGUAGCGUGUAAGAGAAAAAACUAAAAAAUCUUACUUCAACCGACGAACUGACGCAUCGUCGUUACGUGCCUACUCGGAAGCCCUCGCUUGGCCCGAACGGGGGGGGGGGGUGGUGGCUGUGAAGAGGGGCGGCGCGGUCGGCGACACAACAAUGGCCGCUGUUUAAACAGAUAAUCCCUCGCGGGAUCCGUACUGCGUUCGGGCUACGUGCCGGCGAUUGUAAGCCAACCUCUACGCGUCCGUUCCCCCCCCACCCCCCCCCCCCCCCCCCGGAUUCCCGUUACGCUUGGAGUUACCUUCGCUCGGCCGAUCUCCCAUCGCCUCUGCCGCUGGAAUUUGCACUACGAGACGAGAGUCGUCCCCUUCUAUACUCGUCGCUUUGCCAUGUGACCGCUCAAUGAUGAACAUAAUAUUUAAGGGUAAUCGUUGCUGCAAGUUGUCGCUGGCAAUAGUUGCCGCGAUUUUCAGUUUCCGAAAUGCAAAUUAUUCUGCUCGCUGUGAAUCCCCCCCUUGUGUGCAUUUGGGACGCAUCGUCCAGUUGGACAGCAGACAGAAGUCACAUGACUAACCCCGAGGUUUUGUGUGCUCUGUAGACCAUUGUUCAUGAAAAACACACUUUUAAGAAAAGUUUUUCUUUGGCCAGAGGGAAUUCUGUCACUGCGUCCAUAGCCCAUGACCAAAUCGCCCGCAAUGCACCCGUCAGAUUUUUUAAGCCUGCAUGGUACAUUGAUGAGUGAUCACCACGCACAAAGAGGUUGUCAUGGGGUUGCUGGCGGAGCUAAUGUGGUGGGCAGCAGAGGGCAGUGCAGAAAAAUACGUUGUACUGUACUUCUAUGCUCCCUACUUUCACCAAAUCUCACAGUGACCAGUGCGAUGAAGUGUUGUCAGAUAACCCACACAAGCUGUGUGGAGAGCCCCCUCAUCCAACAGUGGCUGGACAAACGGGGUUGGCACACGUCACCGGUACUUGUGAGGGGGGCCCUGUCAAUUGGCCAUAGUUGCUCAUGGUAAAUGUGUUUUGCCGGCGACAGUUGCCGGCAGCGAUUGUCUCAAAAUUACCAUCGUGCAUCCUUGACCUUUUCCAGACGUACGGCAUCGAUCGCGCCGACCUUUUAACCUUAGACAAGCAUUACACAUUCUAGCUUCACCUUUUUUGUAAAAUCUGCAGCAGUAACCAACUUGCAAAGGGGGUGGGUGGGGUAGUGGUGGUGGUGGUGGUGGGGGAGGGCAAGGCUAGUCCAGAUGCCCACUACUCGUCUCUUGAUCGUUCGCUGUGGACGGAAAUUUCACUCGUCGCACUGGGUUCCGAGCGCAGCGUCGCAAACCACUGCACCAUUGCACUCCACCCCAGUGAGGGUGUGUGUGUGUGUGCGCACACAUAUGGCGCGUGUCGAUGUAUAUGCAAUAAGUAUAUACAUAUCACAGCGUGGGGGGUGGCGGUCAUCUCCUGAGCUAGUGGUGACAAUUCCACAGUCCUAUGGCAGGGAACAAGUCUAUUCAUGGGAUGACCAAAAUGCACGUGAAAAUCAAAAUACACAAAUCAAUCUGAUGCAUAUAUGUCCAUGCCUGACCCUCUGCUCACAACCAUUCAGAACCACCAUCAUAGUGGACAGGCCCCGGGUAAAGUCGGAACCAUUUCCCUUUUCUCCUUUGAGGUGCGAAAUCGAUUUGCCGUCUUUGGGUUUUUUUUUUACCACAUAGCUGAAGAGCAACGACAACUCGUGGUCAAAAGGAAAUCCAGAAAGGUGGAGGAAAGCGACGCACUUUACGAUCAUCAUUGAUACGCACCCAGGGAGGGGGGGGGGGCGACGUUUUACUUGCGUGGUGUUUUGUCUGCGGUGGUGGGGGGCCAAGGGAAUUCCAAGCCAAGCGGUUGAUCUGCAUCACUGCACCGUGGCUGCUGUUAUUGCUGCUGCUGCUGCUGAUAUUGCUGCUGUUACGGUUGAAUCGAAAACUUUCAAGCCGAAAGUUGAACAAUUCCGGAUAAAUCUCUUUUUAUGCCAUUUUUACAUUUUUUUUCUUCUUUGGAAAAAUUAUUGAAGCAAGAAAUCGAGUUGAUGUUAAGGGUUGCGUUCAUGUAACCGAUUUAAACCAUCACGGUGCGAUAAACUUUUUUGUAACUUUUAUUUUUAAAAGAAGAAAAGAGGCUGGUAAAUUUGUGUACCUCUUGUUCAGUGUUAGAGGCAGCCAUGGCGCAGUGAGAAGUGCAGACAUGUCACGGUAAAUCCUCCUCCUGUGUCUCCUCCGUUGGCGGCGGUGGAUUUACUUUCUCUCUCUCUGUGGCUUGAACCAUCCUCUUGCUGUCGUGUUAGUUUCGCCGAAUCGUCGUUUGUGUACUUGUCAUACGUAGGCGGCUCGGUCCAGCGAUUUUUGUUUGAGAUGUUUCCUUCUCCCGUCAUCUCGCUCUCUCUGUCCACUCUGUCCGUCAUUGCGUUUACAUGCUUCGCGGGCCAUGAGACAUCCUGCCCGGCAACGACGUCUGGCCAAUUCGGAUGUCACGACGGCCAGACGACCCAAGCCACGACGUCGGGAGAACACUCCCCAACGUACAAUCACAACGGGUGACAUCGUUCAUCCAAAAUGUUUCUGUCUCCGAUUUCUUUUUACCCCCUUUCCAUCUAGGUUGAGUUUUCUUUAUGCAGCCACUAUAAAUAAUUGUCCGGAAAUAGCAUUUUGAAGAACAAGGCUGCCAGUUUAUGCACAGAUUGUGUUGCAAUUACACGUUUACAACAGGGAUGCGGGAUCUAAACGAUGUGUCUAUUCAAAUCGAUUCACGUGCAUCGGAUCACGCGGGCACGUCAGAAUCCAUGUUGGUUUUGAGAUUCGAAUUUACCCUCUGUAUGCAAAGGGCUCACGCUCGCCACUGCAGCCCACCGGAGGCGCUGCCGUUUAUCGCCACGAUGUAAGAAAAUCUAUUUACGGAAUCUAUUCUCGUGUUUAAAAAAAAAACACUGACCUGAAAUCGUAACGAUUCAUCGCUUAGCCAGAUACCGAGGUGGUGGGGGGGGGGGAUGAAUAGCUCCACUCCUCGUUGACUAAAGGUAACGUCUUUCCCGAGGGACCCCCCCCCCCCCCCCCAAUCAAUCCUCUCCUCUUUGUCCCGGGCCGACGCCUUCUCUGCGCCAACUCUCUCUUUGUAUCUCACGGUCAUCAUCGCCCCUCCUGUUCUCUUGAAUUGACAUCGAGAGAGAGCUGGUCUUUGUUGGUUGCAGCAAUAAGGUGUUCAAUUGCAAAGGCGAAUGCUGCUAAAGAAUAAAAAGGGAAACCAGGGCCUUAAUAACGUGCCAUUUGUAGUCGCGAAGGAACAAUUUCUAUGAAGUGCUGAAUCGCUUAAGAGGCUUUUUUUAAUGUUUGCGUUAACCUUUCCGUUCCGUUGGGUUACGCGUUGAUUUCAUCGGGUUUGAAAGCAAUCGAAGCAAAAAUGAAGCCAACGUUAUCUUUUUGAAUCCACACUGGAGCUUUUCUUGAUUGUAGAUAAUUUCAAUCCAACGGUGUAAUGCACAAAAACGAGCAACACUUGUAAACAGUGGUCAGAACUUAAGUGGCCAGUCAAACAAAAUGGGUACCAAAUAAAAACAAAACAAACGUGAAGUGAAGCCAAUGUACAUCUAUAACGUCUAUGUUUAAAA